UGAAAUUAGCGAGCUUUUUUGCUAUAUAUUCUACGGCAGGGUGGGGGAGAGAAGGAUCACAAUCUUUGCAAAAACAAAGAAACGGUCUGGUUGAGAAUUUCGGUUCUUUAGGUUUGUAUUCUUGCUGUUUGGGAGGAAGAAAUUAUGGGGCUUUUAGAUAAGCUUUGGGAUGAUACAGUUGCAGGCCCACAGCCUGAUAAUGGCCUUGGUAAACUUAGGAGGAGUGCCACCAUCAACAUUCCUGGUCAUUCAUCUUCACCAGAGAGUGAAGAGACUUUAAAAAGAACGAGGCAGCGCAGGGCAAGUGCAGAAAUAUUGAGAUCAGAUGAAGAGGCAGCACAAGUAACCCGGAGCAUCACAAUGGUGAAGCCUCCAUAUGGACGCCCGCUAUCUGUGGACACUUCUGAAGUACCCUCUUCACCUUCAAGCGCCAGCCCUCCUGUUUCACCUUUUUCAUGGACACCACGAGAGCGAGAAAAUCCAUGGAGAACCCCUAGAACCCCAACAAAAUUGGGAUCUGAAAAAAGAGAGAAAGCAGAACCCAGAAGCCCAACUGUGUAUGACUGGGUAGUGAUCAGUGCUUUGGACAGAUGAGUAACGAUCAAAGUUUUGAUGGUGAUUGCACUAUAAUGCCCAUUUUCAAGUUGCCUUAACUGGGCCCUCUUAACUGCUGCUGCCUAAUGCGUCCUCCUCCAUCCACUGUAGAUAGAUAAUAGUCUACAUAGGUAAAUCUAUGUACAAAGUUUGCAGUUUGUGGGUUUUCAAAUGGGUUGAUGAUGUUAUUAAGUUUUAAAGCAUUUCUCUGCUGAGGAUAAUGUGACCCAUAAAAGUAAAAUAAAUUGGGUCACAGCGACUAUGAGAGAGAAUAGUAGUUAGGUAAGAUGUCACAUCUGUUUUAUGGAGAUUGGGUUACAGUUUUGGAAUCCCAAAAUUAUACGUAAUGUGGCACAAGUAAUAUAGUGUCCCUCCCUGUACAUAUGUACUCUCAGCUUGUAUAUGAAUCCUUGAAAAGAAUUAGAUUCCAAUCCAGUCAAUUUGCCUUUGCUGUUAUCAAAGGUUUUAA
Messenger RNA from Cryptomeria japonica (Japanese cedar), 1063 nucleotides. Its product is annotated as dormancy-associated protein homolog 3. Lineage: Eukaryota; Viridiplantae; Streptophyta; Pinopsida; Cupressales; Cupressaceae. The coding region runs from base 145 to 594 and encodes 149 amino acids. The transcript has 4 exons. The record is from RefSeq and is a predicted model, not a curated record.